AUGGUAAAGUUGUUCUUUAUGGUGAGUGCUAGUAUACUUGCACUUUCAGCAGUAUGUGGGUCUAGUAUAUUUGAAGAUAUUCCGAAAUCUAGUCCACAAUCUAGUGUGUCUGAAGAUCAAGUUAAUGGAGAAUAUAAUGUUCCCAUGAGUAGUCUUGCUCAAUUUUUAUCUAAUUUAGAUAUGGAAGCAAGUCUUUCUGGGAAUAAAAAUCCCCAGAUUCCUGCCCAAGCGGGUUUUAGUGUUGGUGCAGGUGGAGCAAGUGGAGCAGGCGGUGUAGGCGGUGUAGGCGGUGCAGGCGGUGUAGGUGGCGCAGGUGGAAAUGCCUGGAGAACUCUACCUUUAUUUACUGGAGUAAAAACACCACUUAUGGAAUCUACCAAAACAAAGAUAUACCUCCAAAGAAAUGACAAAAGUGUAGAUGUAUACACUAAUCAUCACAUUGUUCCUUUGAACAUUGAAGCAGUAGAAACCAUGGAAUAUAUUGUGCUUACACUGGACUUAAAGGUACCAAGCAUGAUGGGAAUCAUUGCAGAAACUAAUGAAGUACGUGGAGACCUUAUUGUCAAAUUAGUUACCAAAAAGAACCUGCACAUUGAUGGAACCUGCCUAUCCUUACUGCCAGCCAGUAAGCUCAACAUAUCGACCAUUCUUUGCUCAGCAGAAGAAAACUCAAUUGGUUUCAAGAUCCAAUGGAGUGAAAUUUUCAGAUUUUACAAGGAUUUGUCUGCAAGAAUGAGUUUGCUCUCACAAACUUACCAGGACCCUGUACAUGUAUUGGGAGAUCACCCAUAUAAGAUACAGGUUUUCCUUUACAAGAACUACAACCUUCCUACAAUCGAAACAGAAAAAAAUGUAAAAAACUAUAUUCUUCAGAAAGAAACCGAAUACCCAGGCAGCAUAGAGAAUAUAUACACAAUAGAUAAUGUUUUAAAAGGCCAAAGUGGUCAAGUGCACAGGUUAAUUAAUGUGAAGGUACAUAGCACACGCUGUGACAGUGAGUUUGAAAAAAUAAGAGCUAAUAUGGAGAGUAUAAAGAACAAAUAUGAGUAUAUCAGUCUUCCAAAUAAGAUUUUGGACCAUGUGCUUCUUAAUAAUAUUGUCCAUGUAUUCACAAGUGGAAGCAUCUUGAACAGUAUUCUGCACAACCAAUUUUUGAAUAACGAGAAUAGUCUUAAAUUGUAUGCUAAUAGCAAGAAAAAGGCAUACCUCAGGAAGGGAUAUAGAAUUCUGAACUCUGCAGGUCUGUUUGUUCCUAAGGAUCUUUUGACAAAGAAAAUGUACAACUUGGGAAUUGGAGAAGUUAUUCCAGCAGACUUCUUAAAGAAGAGAAAUGAAAUUACAAUCAACAGUGGUUCCAUUAGGAGAAUUAGCCAGACAGAGUUACUUUUCUCGCAUAUGACUAAAAGUGCAAUGAGCGAUGUAGAGGGCGUUAAGAACAUAACUGCAUUGAACCUUCUUCUGAUGGCAGUCAAGACCUUGGUAUGCCAGGUGACAGAAACCCCUAAGAGUGGUGUAAGCGAAAUAGACAUAGUGAACAUCACACAGGUAAUCGAGCCUGCAAUUAGGUACGCCAUUAAGAACAAUGAAAACCACAAAGUUCUUUCUGCUGCUCUGUACUAUUACAUUGUGCAGGUAAUGUAUGUAGCCAGAAAGGCAAAGCUAAACUACAGUGUGCUUCUUGGGUACUUGAUAUACAUUGAUGACCAGUCACAAUACCUGACCACCGUGCAAAAAUACCAGCUGGAGAGAAUGAUCAUUACAUCUCCUGCACUUGGAAACAACUUCAAGAAGGUCAUUCUUGGGUGCGUGUGCUAUGAAAGAGAGUACAAUGAGACCAACUCGUCUUUAAGCCAAAUUUGCGCAGACAGAAUGGUUGCAUGGUGCACAAAAGACAAGUCUGCAUAUCCAAACAGAGUUUGCUUGGCCGGAUGUGCUUGCAUCGGUAGCUUAAUGUCAGAGCAUGAGGGAGACGAAGACAUCUUGGUAUGCCCAUUCACAGGAGAGGCAGUCAUUGACAAAGACGGAUCAAUCAACAGCAGGCUGGCUAACAAGUCAAAGGGCAAGAAUGCAAUGUCAAGAAAGCCUCUUUCUAGAAAGCCUGCUGGAUCUGGAUCUAUUAGCUCUGGAACAAAGACAGUUAUAAGUGUGGUUGCGAUAUCCUCUGCCAUAAUAAGCAUGUGCUCUUGCGCCUAUUAUGUUUUCUUUGUUUAA
This is a messenger RNA of Nematocida ausubeli, 2211 nucleotides long. RefSeq lists its product as uncharacterized. Bases 1 to 2211 code for a protein of 736 amino acids. The transcript has a single exon. Lineage: Eukaryota; Fungi; Microsporidia. The record is from RefSeq and is a predicted model, not a curated record.